UCCGACGUCAUCGCUUCCGCCCAGCACUUUCUCCCCCCUCCUGUGUCGGUGGCGCUGGCUGCUGUCUACAGAAUCCAACAUGGAGUAACGAGAGAUGGGGCUCGUACGGGGCCACCCUCAGCAACAUCAGCGCAUACAGGAGCUCAGUUACCGAAAUUAUCACUUUAGGUUAAGGGAAAAACUAAUCUGAAGACAUUAACUUGUCGGAUGCACUCUUGUUGGAUCGCAGCUUCCAUAGCCAAUUAGUUUGUUACUGGAUAAGAAAAAGAAGGGAUAAAUAGAAAGUCGGAGGGGAACGAACAAAACAAACACUGACCGAAAAGCUACAAGGGAAAUGUACUCGUUAGAUAUGUGAAACAAUUGCGGAAUAUAGAAAAGGCACGGAAAAGAUGAAGAGCCCAAAGCGUACACCCGUUGUGGGAUUUUAUUGGAGGUGAAACUGAAGAAAAUGACCGAAGAAAAACACCCGGACGAUGACAGCUACAUUGUGCGCGUCCAAGCAGUGGUGAUGACCCGGGACGAUUCGAGUGGGGGCUGGCUGGCCCAGGAGGGCGGGGGGCUGAGCAGAGUGGGGGUGUGCAGGGUGCUCCCCGCGGACCUGGCAGGCCGGAGCUCCUUCCUCAUAUACGGGGAGCGGGUGAAGGACAAGCAGGCGAUUCUGGAAUGUUUCCUGAAAAAAGACUUGGUUUACACCAAGGCCACGCCCACAUUUCACCACUGGAAGGUGGACAACAAGAAGUGCGGGCUCACAUUCACGAGCCCGGCCGACGCCCGGGCCUUCGAUAGAGGCGUGAGGAAAGCCGUAGAGGACCUGACAGAAGGAUCCACAACUUCCUCUUCGAUAAACCAGAAUGAGGUGGAAUUGGGUGACGAUGAUGUUUUUACCAACGCCACUGACAGCUCCUCAAACUCGUCUCAGAAGAGGGAGCCGCCCGCGCCACCGCCGCUGGCCUCCACCUGCGAGCCCUUCAGACAUCACUGCCUCCUGGGCCACUUCCACGACCCCUACAGGCCCGACCACUUCUACCUGGAUCAGUCUCUGCCCACGUUCCCCCGCCAUGUCAGCUUCCAGGACGUGGAAGAGGAGAUCGUGCGCAUCAACCCGCGGGAGCGGGCGUGGCUGACGGGCUACGAGGACUACCGGCACGCCACCGCCCGCGACCGGAUCACCCGGCCGGAGGACGCCGACUCCUACGUGCACUUCGCCAAGGGCGAGCCCGCCAAGCACGACUACACCUACCCCUACGCGCCCGGCGUGGACCCCGCCCGCCGCGACGCCCCGAAGGGAGGGGGCUGGGACGGCGGCGUGAUCGGCACCCAGCCCCGCCCCUCCAAGCCCAAGGGGCGGCGGCGGAAGGAGGACGGCGAGCGCUCGCGCUGCGUCUACUGCCGGGACAUGUUCAACCACGAGGAGAACGGGCGGGGCCAGUGCGAGGACGCGCCCGACCCCGUGCGGACCUGCAUCCACCGGGUCAGCUUCAUGUGGUGCGCGGACAGCCUGCUGUACCACUGCAUGUCGGACCCCGAGGGCGACUACUCGGACCCGUGCUCCUGCGACAGCAGCGAGGAGCGCUUCCUGCUCCGCUGGCUGGCGCUGCUCGGCCUGUCGCUGCUCGCCCCCUGCAUGUGCUGCUACCCCCCCCUGCAGGCGUGCUACCGCUGUGGGGCGGCGUGGGGGUGCUGCGGGGGGAAGCACAAGGCUGUGGGCUGAGGAACCGGGGGAGGGGGGGGCAGAGUGGGGGGGAGGGGGCUUUAUCCUGUUUGUGUUUUGUCUCUCUGUUUUCCAGAUGGACAAAACUAUUUGGAGCAGCUCGGUGGUUUUUACAGUGAUUUUUUUGUCUUUUGUUUUUUCCCUGCAUCCAGGUUCUCUCACCCAAACAAAUCCUGUUUUUCCAUUCAUUGCAUUACAAAUGAUUAUAUAUGUAUUACUUACAGUGGGCUCCAUAAUGUUUAGGACAAAGUAUUUUUGAUCUGGCUCUUAACGCCACAGUUUCAGUUUUCUGAUCAAACAAUGCACAUGGUUAAAGGCAGAUUCAUGUUAUAUUAAAGGGUAUUUUUAUACAUUUUGAGUUCGCUAUGUAGAAAUUAUAGCACUUUUUAAUACAUAGUCCCACCAUUUCAGGGCGCCAUAAUGUUUGGGGUUUCGGAUUAGUCAGGUGUGUUCAGUCGUUAUUAGUGUUUGUCAACAUGAGGACCAGAAUUGUACCAAUUACAGUCAACGAAACCAAGGGAGUGCAUGAAAUGGGGAGGGACUAUAUAAAAAGUGCUUUCAUUUCUACAUGGUGAAACCAAAGUGUAGGAAGAUAACCUUAAAAAAAGCUGAGUGUGAGCUUCAAUCAAAUGUGAAUUUUUGAUUACAAAUUUAAAAUGAUGGGGUACAGAGCCAAAUCAAGAAAAGAAAUGUCUCUAUCCAAAACAUUAUGGAGCUCACUGUGUGUAUAUAUAUAUAUAUACACUUUAUAUUUUUUACACUGAGUUUUAAGAACUUGAAUUGUUUUUUUAUGCUGUGUGCGGUCUAUGUGAGGAAUGGUUGUAGUUUGCCAUGGCUUGCCAGAUGAAGAUAAUUCCCUUCAGCAAGCAAAGGCCCUCAAUUAACUGGUGUGUUCUCAGCCCUUAACAAAAGAAACAAAAGCUUUGUCUGACUGGUGUGUCUGUGUGUAUAUGAAUGUAUUAUGUAAGCUGGUGUGUGUGUGUGUUUGUUCUUGUGUGUGCCUCUCCAAGGUGUGCGUGUGUGUGUGUGUGUUUGUGUCUCUGUAUAUAUAUAUGUGUGUGUGUGUGUGUGUGUAUGCAGAUUUGUGUGUACAUUUGUAAGACAGACUGUGCCUUCUUUAGAUAUAUAUGCAUGCCUGGGGCGGUAUUGUCUUUCCCUCCCCGGAAGUACGUACACAUCCAGAGAACGCGCUGGCUGGAGUGGUUUAUUCCACUUAUACCACAGCUACUCACCUUAAAUAAACAAAUAAAUAAAUAAAUAAUAUACAGCAUAAUAAAAUUAAGUUAUCAAGCUAAAAUGAGCACAUGUUGAUAUGUGUAAAUCCAUCUUCAUUGGCCAGUAUUUUGAAGAGAUGUAGCAUUAAGUUAUGGAUACACCAAUGUUCCAGGAAAGACCAAUGUUGUUAAAGCAGGACGAAAGGGAGAAAUAUUUGCAAAGUAUUUUGUAAAAUUGUUGGGGAAACUGGUAUUUAUUCUGCAGACAGAAUGAUAUCAAAAACCCGUCUGGUCUGGAUCGACAAAUAGAUAGAAAAUAGCAGUCAAGGACAAGUUUCAAAUACAUACAACAUAAGAAAACCCCUGUAUGAUCCUAUUUCAUGUCCGUACUUAACUAGUUGGCACCUGUCAGUCUAAAGGGUGAACUUGCACUGCCAAGGUAUUGUGAAACAUCGCUUUCUUUCCACAGUUCUACUUUCUCAGUCCCCGCACAAGGAUGAAAUGUACAGCUCUGUUAUCCAUGAAGGUUUAGCUUUAUUUAGAAUACCAUCCCUGCUGCAGAUUGCUUUUCAGCUGCUGAAAAGAUCUGAUAUAUGUAUGUUUGCAGUGCAUACGUGCACUGCAAUGUAAUUCCUACCAAGUUUGAUGAGUAGUGCCAUCUAGCACUUAAACUAGCACUCGCUAGGUAAAACCAAAUACGAUGUAUAUUAAGGGAGUAGGGUGUACUUCCAUGGUUAUGAUGCGUAAUGGGUUAUGUAGAGAGUGUUCAGAGCUGAGGAAAGGCCUAAAUAUAUAUUCAGACUUAUCUUGGAUUGCAAUUACAUUUUUUUAGGACUCAUAAUAGACACAACCCUACUGGAAUAAAUCAUGUGCUUUGCUUCAUAUGAUCAAUAAUACAUUUUAGUGUUAAUACAGAGCAUGCAGUACAGAAGAUACAGUGGACAUGAAUAUUCAUAAGGGGUGACUAAAAGGAUGGCAGCAUUUUGGAAUGGAAAUAUUAGUUCUUAGUGAUGAGUCCAUUUGGUGAUUAGUGCUGGUGCCAGAUGGGUUUGGAAAAAAAUACUGGACUUUCACACUGAACCAUACUUUGGAAGGUAAUGCCCAACUGGUCUUUAUAAACAUAAUAUUGUCAAACAUAAUUCCAUACUGUAAUGUCAUUUAUUUACCAUACCACAGUGCCACCUAUGGAAAAGAUGCAUCAAGGCAAUGCAGUAGACCAUGCCCCUUAUGAAUAUUCAUAAAUAUGUGAGUUUUAGGAUAGCAUUCUGGCAUCAAGACCGUUCUGUGAGAAAAAGUGCAUUCUGGAACCAUUGAAAUGCAGCCCGUAUGCUUGGGAGUUUUACAGUCAAACUUGUUUGAGAAGGGAGAUGGAUUUGCUGUGUGGUAUAUCUGAUGUACACACCGUCAUCAGCCAAUCAGAAUUUAGUAUUUUUCCAAGCCGUGGUGUAAAUGUAUGUAUAUAUGACUAUUUACACGUAUGUAUAUUAUACACACACAAGCGUCUCAUUUCCAAAGAUUACUUUGAUUUUAUUUAUUUUCUCACGCAGUAGAAACGGCAGCCAAAGGGAAAGGGGGAAGUGGAUGUACAGUAGUUUUAUAAAGUAUAAGCACAGCCAUGGAUAUGAAUUUGUGCAGUGCUUUCCGUGUUCACUGUUCUUCAGUACAGCGUUGAUGACACAAACUCUAAAAGUAUUAAACACCUUUUCAGUCAGGCAGCACGUGUCCCGUGUGCAACUGUAAGGACCAUUCAAUCGUUACGAACUAUUCUGUUAUGCAGUUAUUUUGAGAUUGACUGUAUUGUUGUGAAUAGUGUCCAUUUGGUGGUUUUAUUAUCAAGCAGCAAAUAUGCAUAUAAACAGUGCAUAUGAAAGGUGCUCAACAGAAGGCCAUUUUUUUAAAUUACUAAAGCGUUUUAAUGUUAAAUAGGCUGUGACAGUGCUACUUUAAGCCUUAUUUGUGUAUACAGAGGGAUUGUCAUUUUCAUUACGACCUUGUGAAAAUAGUGUGUGAAUUUGUCCACCAGUGAGUUUUCAAAUCUUUGUGGAGACAGUGGGCAUCCGAAUGUACAUAAACCACUGUUUCCAAUACGCAGUCCAGGCUGAAAUUGAGCUUGGUGGGAAACAAGAUUAUUUUUCUAAUAUAUUGGCAGUUAUUCAAUUAAAAAAUAUUUUUAAGAUUAAAUGAUGUAUAGAAUAUAGUAAGAUAUCACUUCAAAUUGCAUUGUACAAUCAUACUUGACAGCUGGCGUGUGUGGUCUGUCCUGAUUGGAUGCUCGGCGUGUGUGGCCUGUCCUGAUUGGAUGUCUCAGCCAAUGCUUAUACCAUCUCUGUUGUUAACAAAUGGCAGCCCUGCCUGGCUGUUCUGCUCCACCCACUUCACUGCUUCAGAAGGCUGUAGUUAUCCAGUCCUCUUUCCGUCCAUUAGGGUGUCAUUAGAGGUUUAUUUUACAUGCCGCUACAAGCAGCCACCCCCACCCCGCCCCCCAGACGCACACGUUGUUGCCUUUUACCAUUUCCUGUUCCACACUGUUGCUGCAGCUGCUGUCACAAAGCCUUGGCCUGUUGUCGAGCAGCCAGUGCAUAAGGGUGACACUGUUAAAACAUGUAGGCUACACAGACAGCUGCUUGUUCUUGUGUGUAUAUGUAUAUAUUUUUGUAUACAUGCUUGCAAUAUGAUUGAUUGAAACACAACCAGCCUCAAGUUAAAGCUACCCUGUUACCUUACGUUUAUUAAAUGAACAAUUUUUUUCCCCUCUUAGAAGCACAACACUAAUAUGAGACCUUGUGGACAUUGUGCAGGCUACUCUGAGGUGGCCCAGACCUUUUUGUCAGUAUGUGUACACGGUUAGAGUUCGGGUUAGGAUUAGUCCCAUCCUGGUGUGGGUGAGCCAGAACAAGAAGCUCUGGGGAUUGUGGCACGGUGAGGGGAGAGGGGGGGAGGGGUAGAGUGGGGUGUGGAGUUUUUGUACUGAAGGUAUCUUCUGUCAUUGUGUCUCUCUCUCUCUCUCUCAAGGUCUUGCCGCUCCCUCGGUCUGCUUUGCAAUACUGGCGUCACACGUUAUUAGAGAAGAACCCAUUUAUUUUUGUAUCUGUGGUAAAAGAGUUAACCAAAAGUGUUUCUGUCCGUUUGGGUGCACGAUCAAGUUACUGCACACAUUUAACUAUUAUAAAGGAAGUGCCUGAUGCAUUGUGUCCAUCUAUCUCCUUAUAUACUUUCAAAAAUGAUUAAAUAAGCCCUGUUGUGUUCAUUAGUUUUUUUUUUGUUUGUUUUUUUUUUUUUUUUACAAUAUGCAUUUUUACCUCUGUAAAAAGUAAAAAUAUAUAUCAUGUGUAUGAUGUACAUUUUAUUUUUAUUUUUAAUAUGUAUGAUUGAUGUAGUUCUUGCGUAGUACUUUGUAAAUACCAAUACAUCAUAUGAAAACCUAG
Anguilla rostrata (American eel) is the source of this 6350-nucleotide messenger RNA. RefSeq names its product sprouty-related, EVH1 domain-containing protein 2-like. Gene Ontology annotation, biological process: multicellular organism development; negative regulation of MAPK cascade. Gene Ontology annotation, cellular component: membrane. Gene Ontology annotation, molecular function: protein kinase binding. The coding region runs from base 449 to 1711 and encodes 420 amino acids. Lineage: Eukaryota; Metazoa; Chordata; Actinopteri; Anguilliformes; Anguillidae. The record is from RefSeq and is a predicted model, not a curated record. The transcript has 6 exons.